GUUGACUUUUAAGGGAGCUAAUCUUUUCAGGAGGAGGUCUGAAGGAAAGGCGAGUUACAGGUGGUAAGAAAUGAGUGUGAUGAAGCCCUGGUUGCUGCUGCUCAUUCUCCUGGUCAGCUUCAGCUCACCUGCACCCAGGUUUUCGGAAAAAGAUGUCUGCAUCCUAGACAACAAUAAAUUAAGACAAAGGUUAAAACACCUUCAAGAUUUGCUUUACUUAUAUGAACUGCAACUGAAGGAUAUCCUGGAGAACACUUACCAUAGAACAAAAAGUGGGCUGUUUGCAGGCAACAGGAGCAUGCAGCACGAGAUGCUUUUACCCACAACCAGUGGAAAUUUGAUAGUCUAUGAUCAAGAUUGCUCUGCGGUAUUUAAUCGGAAGAAGACCAAAAAUGGCUACUACCGGAUCAGGCCCAGAGCAGACCAAGAGCCCUUCCUGGCAUACUGUGACAUGUCUGAUGGCGGAGGCUGGACUGUCAUUCAGCGACGCAGUAAUGGCAAGGAGAAUUUCAACAGGAAAUGGGAUGAUUACAAACUGGGAUUUGGGAAAUUCCAGGGCAAGAAUGAUGAAUACUGGCUGGGCAACGACCACAUCCAUGACCUGCUCACUAGAGGAGAGAGCUCACUAAAGAUUGACCUGAUGGACUGGCAUGGGGAAAGACGUUAUGCAGUCUAUGAAAAUUUCCAGCUUGCGAGUGAGCAGGACAAUUACAGGUUAUGGUUUGGCACCUAUUCUGGUAAUGCUGGCGACGCUCUGUCUGGUGGGAGCAAUUUUGAAGAUCAGUGGUCAGCCUCGCACAGAGGGAUGCAGUUCACCACAUCUGACAAGGAUCAUGAUCGAUUCCUGGCAGGCAACUGUGCAUUAGAGAACAAGGGCGGUUGGUGGUUUAACAGGUGCCAUGCCGUAAACCUCAAUGGACGAUACUACAGAACAGGAAGGUACAAUGGAUCCCACGACAAUGGCGUUGUUUGGUCUACAUGGCAUGGGGUGUGGUACUCGCUAAAAUACUCAGCCAUGAAAAUCAGGGCUUCGUUCUUUGUUGACAGUGAGAGUGGAGAUGGUGAGAACAGUCAGGGAAGCUGA
Messenger RNA from Pterocles gutturalis (yellow-throated sandgrouse), 1084 nucleotides. Its product is annotated as fibrinogen-like protein 1. NCBI's taxonomy places the organism in Eukaryota, Metazoa, Chordata, Aves, Pterocliformes, Pteroclidae. The record is from RefSeq and is a predicted model, not a curated record. The coding region runs from base 71 to 1084 and encodes 337 amino acids. The transcript has 8 exons.